AUGAAACGUGUUCGUGGGCUGGACGACGUAGCAUCACCAGCAGCAGCAACGUUAAAGCAUUCAUCGGUGAGUGCAGCAAGUGGCUUAGGAGGGGGAGGAGGAGGAGGAGGAAGUGGUGGUGGUGGUGGCAGUGGUAGUAGCUUAGAGUAUCACACUAGCGGUGGAAUCGGUGUUGUCGUACCUGGUCAAGCUAUUCGAUCUGUUGCAUCUAAAGAAAUGCCAGGAAGUAUACAAUUUGGUAGUACCCAAGCUCAACAACAGUACACCAGUGCGAUUGUUGUGCCAACUGCUGCAUCGACUUCCAUUAAAGCGAGUGGCUCUACAGGAGGAGGACUCGGUUCUACGUGUGGCGGUGGCAGCAUAAACAGCAGUGGCUUGCAUAGUGGAAUAAGUAGCGGGAAUAGCCAUAACAUGGGUUCCCAGCAACCUACAUCGGGUUCGCAAAAUCAAGUUCAUACACAGCAACAAUCGACAAUAAGGCAUAAGGUACAUUCAGGCAAUGUAACGCCGCUUGCCUCCACUCCACCCGGUCCUAAUCUAGGUGGUGGGAGUGGAUCUCAACAGUUUCAGAGAUUAAAAGUGGAAGAUGCGUUAUCGUACCUGGAUCAAGUGAAAUACAAAUUCAGUGAUCAACCGCAGGUGUACAAUGAUUUUUUAGAUAUCAUGAAGGAAUUUAAGUCGCAAAGUAUAGAUACUCCAGGUGUUAUAACUCGAGUGAGUCAUCUGUUCAAAGGACAUCCUGAACUCAUCGUUGGCUUCAAUACGUUUCUUCCGCCAGGCUAUAAGAUAGAAGUGCAAGCAAACGAACAAGGAUACGCCUUCCAAGUGUCCGUUAGUAUGCCUAGUCCAACGGCGACGCACACCGCCACGUUAUCACAGCACCAUUGUACGGUGAAUGUUGGCUCACCUCCUGUGGCUAGUCCACCCACUCAGCCUGCGAAAGCACCUCCAGUUUUACAGAUAAUGCAAGGGUCAGGCAGUAUACACCAUACUUUGCCAAACAGUAUUACAACCAACAGUUUAACUACUCACGCGCCAUCACCACCGCCGGUACCGGUGUACAACAACUCGCACAUUAGUACUGCACAGGCGCAAGCUGUCAGUCAGGCUCUAAGUCAAGCAGAUGGAGUAACGAAUAGUGGACAAACGCAACAAAAUCAACCAGUCGAAUUCAAUCAUGCGAUAAACUAUGUCAAUAAGAUAAAGAAUCGGUUCCAAGGACAACCGGACAAAUACAAACGUUUCUUGGAGAUAUUGCAUACGUAUCAGAAAGAACAGCGGAAUUUAAAAGAGUCUGGUCACAUGGGAGGUACGAGUUCUGGCUACGGUACAAGCGGAGGAAAACACUUGACGGAAGCAGAAGUUUACAGUCAAGUUGCUAUAUUGUUUGAAAAUCAAGAAGAUCUGCUCGCUGAAUUCGGACAAUUUUUGCCAGAUGCUACUAAUCAACAAAGUUCACUGACUAACAAGACUACAUCGGUCAAUGAUCACGCGGCGAUUGUUAAGAAACCAAUCGGGCUGAAGACGUCGUACAACAAUUCCGGUACUAUCACAAGGGAUCUUCGAGAAUCCGGCGGCACGACCGGUUUGGAGCGCGACGGUCGGGAUCAUAGGGAACGGGAACGGGAACGCGAGCGGGAUAGACCGAGCAUCAGAGAUGUCAAUAGUGGCCAGAAAUUCGGACACAGUACGGGACAGUUGAAGAGAAGUCCGUCAUUCUCGACCUCGGUAACAGCAGGGAAUUUGCAACACGGACCGCCACCUUUGAAGAAGCACAAAGUCGCUUCGAUGCGUGAUAUUACUAUCGCGGAAGCUGGCAAAUAUGGUACUUUGAACGACUACGCUUUCUUCGACAAGGUUCGAAAGGCACUCAGGUCGCAAGAAGUCUACGAAAAUUUUCUUCGGUGCCUUGUACUUUUUAAUCAAGAGAUAGUGUCGAAAUCGGAACUUAUUCUGCUAAUAACACCGUUCCUCGGCCGUUUCCCCGAACUACUGCGUUGGUUCAAAGAUUUCCUUGGUCAUCUGGCCGACUUGUCCGCCACUGCGACGACAAACGCGAGUAGCGCGACGGGAAUGGAAACUUUUCCAAACAAUGUUGUACGGAGCCAUCAAGAACGGCCGCAAGGUGACUUGGCGAUCGAGAUCGAUUACACAGCGUGCAAGCGAUUAGGAGCGUCGUACUGCGCUUUGCCAAAAUCGUAUGUACAACCAAAGUGUAGUGGCAGGACGCAACUUUGUAAAGAAGUCCUCAAUGAUACGUGGGUUUCCUUUCCAACCUGGUCCGAAGACAGUACAUUUGUAACGUCCAGGAAAACUCAGUACGAAGAAUCCAUAUAUCGAUGCGAGGACGAGCGUUUCGAGUUGGACGGUGUGAUAGAAACCAACGCGGCGACGAUCAGAGUGCUCGAGGGUGUUCACAAAAAGAUGAAUAGGAUGAGCCAAGAGGAAUUGCAAAAGUUCAAGCUUGACGAUUGCUUGGGUGGCAGUUCCCCCACGAUUCAUCAGCGAGCGUUAAAAAGGAUAUACGGUGACAAAGCUGCCGAUAUCAUAGAUGGUCUGAAGAAAAAUCCUGUAGUGGCUGUACCGGUCGUACUCCGUCGUUUAAAAAGUAAGGAGGAGGAGUGGCGGGAGGCGCAAAAAGGGUUCAAUAAAAUUUGGAGGGAACAAAACGAAAAGUACUACUUGAAAUCUUUGGACCAUCAAGGAAUUAACUUUAAACAAAACGAUGUAAAGGCGUUAAGGUCCAAGAGCUUAUUCAAUGAGAUCGAGACAUUGUACGACGAGCGACAUGAGCAGGGUGACGAGGGUGGCGGCGAUGGUCAAGGAAAUAGUGGUCCGCAUCUCGUGCUACCGUACAAAGACAAGACUGUGUUGGAUGAUGCCGCUAAUCUCUUGAUUCAUCAUGUCAAACGACAAACUGCUAUCCACAAAGAAGACAAGCAACGCAUCAAACUUUUGUUGAAGCAUUUCAUACCCGAUCUCUUUUUCUAUAGACGACAAGAACUUAGCGAUGAUGAGAGGGAUGAUGAUGACGAGAAGGAAGAUAUAAACGUGGCAGCGUAUAACAACUCCCAGUCCACGACAACCGGUUCAUCGUUAGGUCAAGGUUUGCAGGCCAACAGGAGUAAGGCUCCCGUGUCACCGAAUACGUCUUCCACUUUGAUCAAAACCGAAUCCGAUGUCAAAGUACCCAUUCAUGCACUCUCCACUGAUCCCGAGGAGGCGUACACGCUUUUCAUGAGCAGUAAUAAUUGGUACCUUUUUUUGAGGUUACACCAUAUACUGUGCGAGAGAUUGACAAAAAUGUGCGAAAGAGCAAACACUCUUAUCGAGGAAGAAUCCAAGUAUAAGCAGCAGCGGAAAGAAAGCACAGCGGUUGCUUUGAGACUGAAACCGAAAAGUGAAAUUGAAGUUGAAGAGUAUUAUUCUGCUUUUUUGGACAUGGUUAAAAAUGUUCUCGAUGGAAAUAUGGAGAGUACUGCGUACGAGGAUACAUUACGAGAAAUGUUCGGUAUACAUGCCUAUAUUGCUUUUACUCUCGAUAAGGUCGUAACGUACGCUGUGAGACAGUUGCAACACUUGGUCUCAGAUUCUAUAUGUCAACAAUGCAUGGACUUGUUUCAAAAGGAGCAACGUCAGCCUAAAGAGAGUAGUGGAGCCGGCGGAUUGUGCGCUACGGCGUACAUGAGAUUGGGGGCAGAAUUGUCGUAUCAGCGUAAAGCGGAAAAGACAAUGGCGGAUGAAAAUUGUUUCAAGAUAUAUAUAUACAAGAAAGACUGUAAAAUGACGAUAGAGUUACUAGAUACAGAGGGCGACGAAACGAUAGAUAGCGGCUCUAGAGAGAGAGAAAGGGAAGGCGUCACAGACUCUGAAAAAUGGACGACGUAUGUUGAGAAGUAUUCCGCAUCAACUGGUCAGACUAGUCCAAAAGAUACUCCUGCCUUAACAGAGAGUGAGCCGACGACCAAUCAUCCUAUUGACGGAAAUGGCUGGAGCUGUUUAGGCAGAAUCUCAGCAGGACGCAAACCCGUCUUUUUGUUUCGUAAUAUUAGGCAGUGGCGAAAGAGAGCAGCGAGAUUAACGAGAACAUCUCUAUCUAAUACUAAUCAGGCGGAGAAAAUAUUAGAAUCGACUGAUAAAGAGAAAUCACUAGACAAUAUGGCGCUUUUGAAGAGGCCUGCUUCUUUAAGAUUGGCAGAUGCGACUGAUGCUCCGGACAUUAUCAAUUCCGACGAGACGCAAUGUAGAUUUAAUCCCAAUAGCUAUCACAUGCUUUAUGUUGCCAGCAAAGAAGCGUUUCUCUACAAACGGAACUCGUUCAGUCGUGCAAGAGAGUGCCAUCCAACCGUAACAAAGCGUCUCAACGCCAAGUUUCAUCAUUGGCUCUCAUCAUGGGCAUCCAAGAAUGUCGCCGAUAUCCAGCAUCGAAUGUGUCAAGAUUGGUUGAUGGGACGUUAUGAAAACUUAAUUCCCCAUAGGACACGAGUGAUAACGGACAACGAUCAGACGCGUUCUCCUUAUCGGCAGUACAAUCGUUACCGAGUAGAACGUUUGCAGUCUGAUCUGUUGACAGACCCGUGCGUUUAAUCUUACUCGUACGUUAAUCUUUGUAUUAUCUCUGUAAUUAUCGUUUAUAUAGUCAGCGAAACACUUUUGACAAGACGCUUAGGGUUAAGAAAUAAAACGAUCGAUACGGACGAAGCUCGGUUGCCACGACGUUUUGAGAAAAUUUGGCACUUCUUUUAGAACAUAAUUGGUCAAUGACCGUGCGCGUCCAUAUUUUACUAUAUACUAUAUCUCGUAUUACGCUAUGAUGAAGUUUUAUUCUCUGUUGUACAAACACACGUAUCGCGUGUUUGUAAUACGUGUCGCGUAUUACACUUUAUCGGUAACACUUCAACUUGUUUUUCAGUAGUAAUUUUUCGGAAGCAAUCCAACUUCGAAUUUGUAUCAUUUGCCAUCGAAAUUUAAUUUACAUUAAUUAAGUCGAUAUGUUUAAGCGACCGAAGAUUUAUUAUGCAAAAAAAGAAAACUGGACAUUUUGCGUCUUUAUGUAUAUGAAUACUUUGCUCUCGAUUACGCCUUAAAACUCGUCAACUUGUUUUUUGUUUUCCUCAUCUUGUCUCACCAAUUAUGUUACACUUGGCAUUUCUUGUCACAAUAUAUAUGACGAAAUGCGCGUACAUCUGUGUGUGUAUAUAUACUUGUAAUGUACCUAUACACAUCUGUACAGAUUCGCAAUCACACGUGUAUAUACAGAUAUAUGUAUAAAUACAGUACAAAGAAAGCUCCAGAUUUUACCUUCUGCAUUUGGCCUCCGAGACUCUAACAUGGAAAUUAUUCAAGACUUUUUAGAGAUGAUAACGCUCUUGAACACAAUGCGACGGAGUCCGAGUGUAUCGAAAGUUUACACGGCGUAAAUUAUUAACAAUUAGGAAGUGUUAUUGACCAACCAGGCGCGAGAAUUGUGUAGACGUAUCGUGCUACACGAUGUAUAUAACAAUUCACCAAUUAAGCGUAACGUUUCUCGUUACUUUACGGCUGAUUUAAUCGUCGAUCACGAAUACCGAUGUGCUGUUGCCAAUGUUUAUCGACUAUGCGAUCGGCGUGUAUGUUUCUUUUAGUAAAAAAGAAAAGGGAAAUAAUUUGGAAGAAGCUCAAUCAAACCACACUGGAUGGCGAACUAACCAGACUCGUUAGCCGAUUUAUAAAAUACUGAUUUGCGAUGCUAAUAUAAUACAUGUGGCACGAGUUCGAUUUAUUCGGCCGGGUUCCCGUUAACUUUUAGAAAAUUUGGUGAGAAUAGUGUCCAAAUAAUAUUUACGUGUUACACGACGUGAGCACACAAAUCGGUAUGGUAACUAUAUAUUUCUAUAUCAAGUCUCGUCCUCUCAGAGCUCUGUCAUCUGUACGGUACAGCGCUAAAAUAGUAUAACUACAUUUUAUUAUAAUCUAGCAUUUCAUGUAGUUUGGAGUACAUUACACACAACACACUACAACUCUGAGUUAUUAUGAUAUCGUGAUUGUAUGUUUAUUAAGGUAUUUCCCCGUACGCGAUGUAAAUGAAGAAAAAAGUCAAAAGGAGAGCGAGAAUGAGAAGAAAGAAAGUAUGUAUGUGGGUGUGUGUGUUGAGUGCGCGCGCGCGCGCGCGCGUGUGUGUGUGUGUGUGUGUGUGUGAGAGAGAGAGAGAGAGAGAGAGAGAGAGAGAGAGAGAGAGAGAGAGAGAGAGGCAAAUAGACGCGGUCUUCCGAUGUCUAAUCACUUCUGUUUAUUACAUUUGACGAGAAAAAAUCGCGCUAAUUCUCUAAAACUAUAUUCUCAUGUAUCAAAAAUAAAUGUACAGGCAAUUUUACUACUCGAGAAUAAUAAU
Odontomachus brunneus is the source of this 6370-nucleotide messenger RNA. RefSeq names its product paired amphipathic helix protein Sin3a-like (gene Sin3A). Gene Ontology annotation, biological process: negative regulation of transcription by RNA polymerase II. The transcript is spliced from 18 exons. Gene Ontology annotation, cellular component: chromatin. The record is from RefSeq and is a predicted model, not a curated record. Gene Ontology annotation, molecular function: transcription corepressor activity. NCBI's taxonomy places the organism in Eukaryota, Metazoa, Arthropoda, Insecta, Hymenoptera, Formicidae. Bases 1 to 4587 code for a protein of 1528 amino acids.